Molecule: messenger RNA, 6379 nt
Organism: Mya arenaria
Lineage: Eukaryota; Metazoa; Mollusca; Bivalvia; Myida; Myidae
Exons: 10
Coding region: 303-5204 (1633 amino acids)
Source: RefSeq, a predicted model, not a curated record
AAGUUACUUUUAUUGAUGAUUUAUUUUUUAUAUAAAUAAAUUAAUUUUGCAUAUUUUAGUGUUAUAAGCGGAUUCUUCCAAAACGGGCAGCAUACAAAUGCACAGCUUGUAAGCAUCUGUGUCACCUAAAGUGUGCUGCAGAGCCAAGCACCGUUUCCCUCCCCACCCCUAGAAGGCAGACACUCAGAAACGCUGCCCCCUCAAUUGCCAGGAUAGCACUGGAUGCCCCUCCCCCUGCCUCUCCCACUUCUGCAAGUUCUGGCACAAGGAAGCGAAAGGCAAACCUUGUUGAAGGAAAGACUAUGGACUUUGAGGCGUUUGUUUCACAAAGUGAUUUUACAGCUCUGCAAUCAUGUAAAUUUACAAGAAAGACGUCACAGAAGAAGCGCCGAGCCCCAUUCCAGCGUUUGGAGGUGAAUAACAGUAGCAACUCUGGCAGCCAGAUUGAGUUUAUUGAGCAAGCUGGAGGCUUUACUGCUGGGGAUAUACCAUUUGAUGCUUCUGUUGACACGCCUGCAGAAACAAGUAGACUGAAUGAAACCCCACGCACUCCAUGUCAAGCCAAGCAACGCCUUACAAGCAUGAAGGAAAGCUUUGUGAAAAGAUGUCGGUCCAUUAAAAAGAAAGUGACCAACAUAAGGGAUAAGUCUUCUUCCAACAGCCAACAAUCAAUGGAGGAACAGCACGAGAUGAGUCACACCACAACAACCACAACUAGCAGCUCGGAGCAGGCAGCUGUAGACAGGGAGGCAUGGGUACGAAGCCCUGUGCGCACGAGAGCUCAAGCCCGACAACUGGAAUUGAGAAGGGAGUCACUGAGAGCCAAGAUCAACGCCCACAGGGUUAGGGCCAGGGAGCCCGUGGGGAGUAGAGAACAGUUUAAACAGAGUAAAAUGAGCAAAGACAAGGACCAUGACUCCCACAGUCUUGAGGAUAUCUCAGACCGACUGGAUCUGGUGGAACAACGUGUGUGUGAACUGGAGACGGCCAUACCACAUGAGCUGGCUGAAUGGAAAAAUCUUGGAAUGAAAUUUCGCUAUGACUAUAAUGAGACCAAAGAGAGGUCAGAAGAAACUCAUCCCAAGCAGUUGGAAGCUGAGGGUCAGGUGACAUCUACCAGUUCUAGGACAACCUCAGACGAUGUCUAUGUUGUUCCUGAAUACCCAAGCAUCAUAAGCCAAGACCAGGACAUCACUGGUCACAUGGUACACGAAAAUGAUCACAUGGAACAUGAAAAUGAUCACAUGGUACACGAAAAUGGUCACAUGGUACACAAAAUCAAGCCUGAGAUGUACAGCCCUGCUACCAGUCUCAAUGAGGAUUCUUUACCAUCCGGAAUACCCAACAGGCUCCUUCUCAAUGUUCAGAACAAUAGCAUGGCCUACACUGCCCAUCAAACAAGUACCCCGGUCACAGCAAGGGAAAUCUCAUUUAGAUCAGCUUCAAAGCAGUAUGAUAGAACCAAUCAGAUUCUCCACACAAACAUCACCACCAUCAGCGUAGACCAUUCAUUCUCAGAUAAACAUCCUUCUGAGCCAGUUUUGACCAAAACAGAGGCUUUUCCUGAUAGCUACAGUGCAGUAAGGGAUAGAAAAAGUAACUAUGAGUUUUUGGAUACUGUUGAUGGCCGAGAGGCUCUCUAUUAUCAGAAGAAGUAUGAUAAAUCCCCUUUGAAUGAAUAUAGGAAUGCUUCGAAUGAGCCUAAAGGUGAAUCAGAAGAAAAGGUUCUCUCACCGGAGCAAAUAGCUGUAAAAAGAUUCCUCCAAAGGAGAUCUUCUGCACAACACAGUGUUAGCUUUCAGGAUGAGAAUGAUGGAUCACUUAGAAGAGAAAAUAGAAAAAGGAGUAACUCCAGAAGUCCACAAAGAUCACUUACCCAAUCACCAAGUCCGAAAUGUUAUUCGCCAACAAGAAAGCAAACUUCGAGCUUCACAAGAUCACCACCAAUGGCAUCGUCAACUUUUAGAGAAGAUAAUGGUCAUACAAAUACAAGUGCCAUGCAGUCCCCUGUCUCAUUUACAUUUCGACAUGACCCGGAGGAUUCAAAAAAUAACACCUUUGCCAAAAUUGAGCUUGAUGAGUCUGGUUUAGUUGGUAGAAGACAUGGAACAAGUAGAGAUAGGUCAUCAGGUUCUGAUCUUUCUACAACAUUUGUGACAAGGAAUGAUAGUCAGAUGGUCUACACAAAUAAUAGUGAAGAUUUGCCUGGGUAUGUUAGGCACCGUUCAUUUCCUGCUAGUCAGAUGCAUGAUGAGAGAGCGAAUAUUGAUAGUAGUGAAAAUGAAGCGGAUAUGGGAAAUAAGAUGGUCGUUGAAGCAGAUAUUGAAAUUGAUGCUCCAAGAGAAAGGGUAAGGCUCCCUAUGGGAGAAAGGUCUGGUGCAACUUCAGUUACCUAUACUGAUGAUGGUCUGUCCCUUACUACUGUGACAGAGUUUACAGGGGAUUAUAUAAAUAGUUUUGCUGAAAGCUCAGACCACAGUAACAGAAGUAGAUGGACGAACAAAGAUGUGUUCAUGUUUCAGCGGGAGCGAAUGAAACCGCAGUUGAAAUCAGUGUAUGAACGUUCACGUGAAAACAUUGAUGAAACAGGGGAUGGUAAAAAACCACCUCUUCCGACAAGAAAGUCAACAGAUUCAGAUGAUACAAACAAUCAAAUUAAUUUUUUGAAAGAAGCUGAAAGGAGGUUAGCUGUCUUCAACAAUAGAAAAAGCGGGGAGGAUGCAACAGCUGGAGUUUGUCUGGAGAAGUUACCCAGAGAACAUAUUGGUGCUAGCUAUUAUCUUGAAACUGGGGAAAUCCAAGAACAUUUUAAAGAGACAGCCAUUUACCCACACGCUUCUCCAAAGUUGCAGUGUAGUCCACAGAAUCAGAGGUCUCCCAAAUCAGUGAGUGUGGAUAAGGUUCCUAAGAGGCUUUCUCCAACUGACUUUUUACCAAGUGAAACUGAUGAGAACCCUGAUCAUUGUUAUGGUGUUAUUAAAAAAUCUCCUUCACUGAAGAGAAGUCCUAAUAAACAAUCUCCCAGCCUUGAGAAAAGACAGUCACCUAGUUCAAAGCAUAGUAGUCCAAAGAAGAGUCCAAAUAGACUUUCAGGUAGUCAGAUUUCUAUUGCACGACAUGCAGAUUCAACUCGUGAGUUUGAAUUUUUGGAGAGACAGCUUCAUGAUGAUUCCUUGAUUAAAAAGAGUGGAAUUAGCCUUUCAAUGAGCCAUUUGCCAGAGCCGAAAGGACAUCCACAUUUGGGAAUACAGAGGCAGAAAUCAAUCAGUUGCACAAACAGUGUAGAUGGUGACACUAGGUCUAUUAUAAGUGAAAGUGCCCGGUACCAUUUCUUGCAUGAUAAAGGCAUGAUAAAGAUUAGCUCACCAAGCUUAAAGCUCAUGAAUGGAAGUCCUGCUAGUCAAAGGAAACACAGUCCUCAAUGUGCAAAUAUCGAUGAAGAAUCGGACAUUGUUGAAAGUGGGAGUGAAAGUGGUAUGAGUGGAGUUUAUGUUAACAAUAGGUUUAGCAUUCCAAGUUUGAAUGGUGGAAAAACCUCAUCAGAAAUUGAUUCAAAACAUACAAGAAGUGAACAGGCCCAUAGUGAGAUGACUGUGACAGUUUCUGAGAGUCAAAGUCAUGCAACAGAGAGUGAAAUAAAUGGUCAUGAAAAUCAAGAACUCGAGAACAGUCACUUGGAGGAGUUUCUUAAAAUAGCUGAUGAACAGAAUGGUAACUGGGACAAUGUCCUUGGAUGGAUGAAUAGCAGAUAUCAUGGAGACAAUGAUGAAGAGUAUGAACAAGAACUAGAUGAACUGGUCGAACAACAUCGAGCAGAACUUGAACUGGUUGAACAACAUAGAGCUGAACAUGAGCUGGUUGAACAAGAAAGACCAGAACUUGAAAUGAUCCAACUACAUAGAGCUGAACUUGACCUGGUCGAUCAGCAUAGGUCUGAACUUCAAUGGGUGCAAGAAAGCAAAAUGGCUGCAUGCCAUCAAAAUGGUUCUCAGUCAAAUUUGUAUAGUCCUGAUGAGGAUUCUGUGUAUUACAGUUUUCUCGGGCAGUCAGAUGAACUGAAAAAUGCUUUAUCCCCUAUGAAUGGUAGUAAAGUAUAUUUGAAUAAUGGUGUGAGAAACAAAGCAUAUUCAGAUGAAAAAGUAAGUGCUAGCCUCAUGUACACAAUCAUGAAUGGGAAUGUACGGGAUGUGGCUAGACUACUGAAUUCGGACAAAACCAUCAGUGAAGGAGAAAUCAAAGAGGCUACAGUGUGGGCUGUGCAAAAUCAAAUCUUUGAUAUAACCUUGCUUCUUUUAGAGGACAUUUGCAAACUUAUUAGAGCAACUGAAGAGGAUGAUUUAAUUGAAGUCUAUCCGGCAUAUCUUGAAAACAGGAGGUGGGAACCGGUAUUUGUGAUUCUUACAAAAGAGAAAUUAAGCGGAAAGUGGGAUUCGUUUAUGGGAUUUCCAGUAUAUCGCAGGCGCUUUGAUUCGCUGAGUGACGAAGCUACCCAAGUUAUGAACAACAGCUUUGUUCAGAAUUAUUCAUUGACAGCUGAGGAGUUGAAAACUGUCAAAAAUGCUGUUACUGCUGCCGACUUGAAAAAUAAACAUAGUAAAAUAACCAUCAUUAAUGCAUGCCCCUGCAGGUCUGUAAGAAAAAGGAAGAAGUUGGAAAAGGGUCUGUGUAUUGCUAUUCACUGCCAGAUUAAAGGAUUUAUACCAUUUGAUGAAGAACCAUUUCCAAAAGAAAUUAACAGAAUUCCAGUGGACGUUCGAGAGGGUUAUUGUGCUCAGGGUGUCACAAAACCAAAUGGUUUAAUAGACUUACAGCAGCAGCUGUGGGAUCUUGGCAUUUAUACAAGCGAUGAAACAGAGACAUCUGAUGGGCAGAGGUCAACAAGGUCACGGUCAACAUCCCAGAGUUCAAGGUCAAGUGAGUGCAAAUCUGGGAGUGAUACUGGUGACCUUGAUCUUUCAAGGUCAGGGAAGGGGUCAGCAAUGUCAGUAAGUGUGGCAACACUGCAUUCUGACAUGAACAACAAUGAAAAAGACCAAACUACAGUAAAGACAAUUGCAGGAGAUAAGGUUAAUGAAGUCAUCCCAUUCCAUGGGGAGAUUAAUAUCUUACCUGAAGUUCCGAGUGCACCAGUGAGUAACGGGGGAAGCUAUUCACUGAAAAGACUGACAGAAAUGAUGACUGAUGAAGUCAUGCAGAAGGAAUAAAUACAGGAUAUCAUGAGCAGCGAAUGGACACAGCGUAUUCAUUCUUCAUUAGACAUAUCGAAGACGUUUCAGUUAGGAUCUGUUUACUAAAAUAAAACAGCAAAACAAUAGUUUUUAAUAACAUUAAUUUCAUAUAAGCCGUCAUUAACCUCAGAUCAUGGUCAACACUAGGGGUGUCACAUGAUGCCAAGAGUGUACCAGUGUAAACUGCAAUUCAAAGUAACGUACACAAUAAACUGCUUCGUUAAAAUAAUAUAUAAAGUAGGACUAACACUUUAGCACGUUUAUUAAAAUGCAGACCUCUGAAAGAAUCAUUUCAGUUAUUGAGUAGAAACAUGGCUAGAAACAACAAUAAGUAAACAUUGAAACAAUGAAAUGUAGAAACGGAAAUGAAUCUGUAUUGCAAAUUUACAGACAGCAAUAGGCCUUCCAAGAAGGGGAAAUUUUGCUAAUUUACUUGGAAGGGGAAAGUUACUGCCAAAUAUUUUUCGAUUUUAUACCAUGUGAUAUAUUUUUGGCUCAUACCGUGACACCCUACUCAACACUGAAUCUUGAAACAAGCAUUUUGGUGAUAUUUCUGGAACAAUUAGUUUUUUGAUGUCCAAGCAUAUGAUGGAUGUUGUGGAAUGUAUAUUUGUACAAAUGUUAAUUUAUUUCAUGUUUUUGUUGAAGUCGAUAUUUUUUAUUGUUAACAGAUAAUAUAUAUAUAUAUUUAAUAUUAAUCAUUGUUAUCACAUCUCAGAAAAAAAAGCUCAAAAUGAUUUAUUCUGUUAAACUUGAAAGUGUAAUUGAUACCAAAUUAUUAAGACAAUUUUAUCAACAACUUAAGGUUGAGAAUGGUGUUCACCUCUCAAUCCAGAGGUGGUGGGUUUGAUUGACAGUGGUCCAGUUGAAUUUGCCUCUCAAGGGGUUGUUGGAUUGAUCCAAAACAGGUCGAGGGUGGUCAAGUGGUAUAAAAGAGGUUGUGGGUAUGACCCCAACAAAAGGUACCUUCUCAUGGCCUCUCUUAAUGGACAGUACUGGUUUUAACUCAGGAAAUGGACACAAGUGUGAUUCUAUAAGCUGUCAGCUUAAGUCACAAUCGUGAUUCUAUAGGCUGUCAGCUGAAGUCACAAUUGCGAUUCUAAAAGCUGUCAGCUUAAGUCACAAUCGUGAUUCUAUAAGCUGUCAGCUUA